UGGAUAAUAUCUUCUAUGGAUGCAAAAUUCAUGAACAGCCUCUAUCCUUAUCAGUUUUUUCAGCUUACCUAUGGACCCUUCCAUCCUACCCUGAGCGAUCGUGAACAAUUUCCUUUUCUGUAUCAAAUGGCCCCUGAGGACACAUCUCUACCCAUGGCCAUGGUCUCCCUCAUACUUCAUUUCAGCUGGAACUGGGUUGGGCUGACCAUCUCAGACAAUGAUCAGGGUAUCCAGUUUUUCUCAUAUUUGAGAACAGAGAUGGAAAAAAAUAUACUCUGCUUUGCCUUUGUGAACAUGAUUCCGCUCAACAUUCAAUUGUACAAGUUAAGAGCUGAAGUGUAUUAUAACCAAAUCUUGACAUCGUCGUCAAAUGUUGUUAUCAUUUAUGGUGAGACAGAUAGUCUUCUAAGUGCCAGCUUUAGAAGGUGGACAUCCCGAGGAAUAAAGAGAAUCUGGGUCACCACCUCACAGUUCGAUGUCACUACAAGUCAGAGUGACCCCUUGACUGAAUUGUUCCAUGGGACUCUAGCAUUUGCACACCACCAUGCUGAGAUUUCUGGUUUUAGAAAUUUUAUUCAGACAUUGAACCCUCUCAAAUACUCAGAUGAAUACCUGGCGGGGCUGGAAUGGAUGAAUUUUAACUGUGAAGUCUCGGCUUCUCUGUGUAAGACACUGAGGAACUGCUCAUCCAACAGCUCAUUGGAAUGGCUGAUUGCACAGACAUUCGACAUGGCUUUUAGUGAUGACAGCUAUGACAUAUACAAUGCUGUGUAUACUAUGGCCCAUGCUCUCCAUGAGAGGCUUCUUCAGUCAGUGGACAAUGAGGAAGUACACCUGUCUAACUGCAUGAAGCUGUACUCCUUAAUUAGGAAGGCCCACUUCACUAAUCCAGUUGGGGACAGAGUGAACAUGAACCAGAAAGAAAAACUGCAGCCAGAGUAUGACAUUUUCCAGAUUUGGAAUUUCCCAAAUGGGCUUGGACUUAAGGUGAAGAUAGGAAUGUUUAGCCCAUAUUUCCCACAUCGUCAACAGCUCCAUUUAUAUGAAGACGCUAUAGAGUGGGCCACUGGAAGGAGACAGAUGCCACCCUCUGUGUGCAGUGCUGAUUGUGGUCCUGGAUUCAGAAAGUUCAGGCAGGAGGGAAUGGCAGCCUGCUGUUUUGAAUGCAGUCCCUGCCCAGAAAAUGAAAUUUCUAAUGACACAAAUGUGGAUCAGUGUGUAAAGUGUCCAGAGGACCAGUAUGCCAAUGCAGAACAUAUCCAUUGCAUUGACAAAACUGUGAGCUCUCUGACCUAUGAAGACCCCUUGGGGAUGGCUCUGACCUUAAUGGCCUUGUGCUUCACUGCGUUCACAUCUGUGGUUCUUGGAAUCUUCAUAAAGCACCAUGACACUCCACUUGUGAAGGCCAAUAACCGGAAUCUCAGCUACACCUUGCUCGUCUCACUCAUCUUUUGUUUCCUGUGUCCCUUGCUCUUUAUUGGUCAUCCCAAUGCAGCUAAGUGCAUCCUGCAGCAAAUCACAUUUGGAGUGGUAUUCAGUGUGGCUGUUUCUACUGUGUUGGCCAAAACAGUGACUGUGCUUCUGGCUUUCAAAGUCACAACCCCUGGAAGAAGGAUGAGGUUCUACCUGAUUCCAAGGGCAUCCAAUUUCAUCAUUGUCAUCUGUACCCUCAUCCAAAUCAUUCUCUGUGCAAUUUGGCUGGGAGUUUCUCCUCCAUUUAUUGAAAUUGAUGCCAAGAGUGAACACAGCCACAUCAUCAUUGUAUGUAGCAAGGGCUCAAUGAUUGCAUUUCAUUGUGUCCUGGGAUACCAUGGUACCCUUGCAUUAGGGAGCUUCAUUGUGGCUUUCCUGGCCAGGAAUCUCCCUGACACAUUCAAUGAAGCCAAGUUGCUGACAUUCAGCAUGCUGGUAUUCUUUAGUGUCUGGGUUUCCUUUCUUCCUGCCUACCAUAGCACCAAGGGCAAGGUCAUGGUGGCUGUGGAGGUCUUCUCCAUCUUGGCCUCCAGUGCAGGCUUGCUGGGGUGUAUCUUUAUCCCCAAGUGCUAUAUAAUUUUGUUAAGACCAGAAAGAAAUUCUCUUAAAAAGUUAAGGGAGAAAGCAUCUUCCUGA
This is a messenger RNA of Alexandromys fortis (reed vole), 2109 nucleotides long. RefSeq names its product vomeronasal type-2 receptor 116-like. Bases 16 to 2109 code for a protein of 697 amino acids. Gene Ontology annotation, cellular component: plasma membrane. The transcript has 5 exons. Gene Ontology annotation, biological process: G protein-coupled receptor signaling pathway. The record is from RefSeq and is a predicted model, not a curated record. Gene Ontology annotation, molecular function: G protein-coupled receptor activity. Lineage: Eukaryota; Metazoa; Chordata; Mammalia; Rodentia; Cricetidae.